Messenger RNA from Prunus persica (peach), 1602 nucleotides. RefSeq names its product VQ motif-containing protein 20. The transcript has a single exon. Gene Ontology annotation, cellular component: nucleus. The record is from RefSeq and is a predicted model, not a curated record. NCBI's taxonomy places the organism in Eukaryota, Viridiplantae, Streptophyta, Magnoliopsida, Rosales, Rosaceae. The coding region runs from base 643 to 1356 and encodes 237 amino acids.
GCGUGUAAAUGGAUGCAACUCGUAAAGAGAAAGAGGCAGAGAGCUACCUAAGAAACACGAGAACAUCUUGCUGCUUUGUCUUUGCCCCCAGCUUCCUAGAAGAUGAACUCGGGAAAAAAAAAAAAAAAAAAAAACUCCCAACUGCUCCACCGAUAAGCCCUCAGAUUCCAACACCUCACCUCCCAUCCCAUACAUAUCUCAACGGUCAUCCCAUCUGUCACACCUCAAUUGGCCCAAUCCCACAAUGUCGGAAACCACCAGCACACACAUUUUAAAUACAUAUAUCGAUCCAUCCAAACACACAUAUGGCAAAACACGAGAGCCAAUUCCACUCAUCCAAUCAUAGGCACGCCCGCACUCGAUUCAUGAUCACGAUACAUUUGAUUUGAGUACGGAGCUUCCUUCCCAAAAUUCUACCCUCUAAAUUUGUUUCAACCAAUCCCACCUAAAUAGGAGCAAGGCUUCAUCACCCUCUUGAGCACACGUACGUUUCCUUUAUUUUCCAAAUUCCCAUGCCUAUAUAUAUUUCACCCUCAUCUGAUUUCUUGUACUUUUGAGAGGCCCUUGCAUGCGCUUUGCUUUGCUUGCGCUAAAAAAAAGUGUCCCCCCAAGUGCCAAAUUCAUAGUUUUGAUAUAUUUACAAUGAGCCCACAUGCAACCAACAAAAGGGACGUCAACGUGAUCAUCAACAACAAUAACAAUAAUAAUAAUGGUUUGUAUCCGCCUCCCUCAUUGAAGAUCAACAAGGACUCCCAUUUCAUCAAGAAAUCGCCCUCCUCCUCCUCUUCCUCCCCGUCCUCGUCCGCCUCCUCGUCCACGUCAUCGCUAGUGAACGCCGUGGCGGGAUCUGCUUGUGCGAGGCCGCCGCCGCAGCAGCAGCAGCGCCACCCGGUCAUUAUCUACACGCAUUCGCCCAAGAUCAUACACACGCAUCCGCGGGAUUUCAUGGCGUUGGUGCAGAAACUCACGGGCCUCUCGCGCUUCGACGAAGAUGCACAAGUGGCGCCCCCGCAGCAGCAGCAGCAGCCGCAGCGGACGACGAAAGCCGAGAGGGGGGAGGGUUUGUUGGAGGAGGAGAUGAUGAGUGGUAAGGGCGCCAAUGUUGUGAUGAGAAACGAGGAUAACGACUCGUCGUCGGUGAUCACGGCGGAGGAGAAUUGCAGCAGCACAAAUAUUAUUAAUAGUAAUAUUAAUCUAGGGGUCAGCGUAGGCGUAGGAGGAGGAGGGGAUGGGCAUGUUCAGAUGAAUUCAUGCUUUGUGCCGCCCAAUCCUUAUAUCGGAGGGAUUCCGGUUUUUACCCCCAACGCCGCCGAUUUCUUUAGCUCCAAUCCCAUCAACCACCUUUUUACAAUAUGAUCAUCAUCAUCAUCAUUAUCCACGAUCCAUGACGAUCCAUGAGGAGGAGGCCUACGUACGUGACCAAUUAAGGGAAGGAUUUUCACUCUUUUUGUUUAGAAUUAAUGUUUGAUUAUUGGUUUUGGUUUUUAUUUAUUUAUAAAUAUGGGUGCCUGUCAUGUCAGCUGCCAAUAAAAGUUCUAAUUUUCUGGGGUAGAACCUUUCUUCUGUGAUGAAUAUUGUCAAAACACUGUUGAAAUUUGAGUU